AUGGAGUUUGAUUCUGAAACAGUUGUGAAUGCCUUCUAUUCUGCAUAUGUUGAUCCCUUUGGAUUUGUCAUUCGGUGGAGCAGACUUGGUCGCUCCAGGCAUGACCGUGCUGUUAUUGCUCAGGAAUUUGUGUGUAACAAAGAGGGUUUCCGAGUAGCUGAAAAGAAAAAGACCUUGCAAGAGAUUUUGAAGGCCGACGGUGUUGCUCUGAGUUUUCGGAAGAAGAGGAGAACGGAGCGGAGCGGAGAAGAGUUUGUUAGAUCACUGAGAUGUGCGCGAUGGUCUUGCUUUGAGUUUCCGGAAGAAGAGAAUGAAGGGAGUGGAGCGGAGAAGAGUUCGUUAGAUCGCCAUGCUCUGAGUUAG
Messenger RNA from Telopea speciosissima, 363 nucleotides. RefSeq names its product protein FAR1-RELATED SEQUENCE 5-like. The transcript has a single exon. Lineage: Eukaryota; Viridiplantae; Streptophyta; Magnoliopsida; Proteales; Proteaceae. The record is from RefSeq and is a predicted model, not a curated record. Bases 1 to 363 code for a protein of 120 amino acids.